GUAUAUAUAAUUAAAUAUAUAAAGAGAUCGUUAAUUGUUUUUUUCAAGUACUUGAACUUGAAACACAGUAAAGAGCAUGUCGCCUGUGUCGAUAUUGAUAUUGAUAAUUUUAUUAGGCGAAGUGUAUGCGUAUAACAUACGAGACACCGAGAUAAUAUUGUUACCGAUAUGGUACUCAAAAGGUGCAGCAAAGAUUCCCUUAACAUUCAAAGUCUUUGGUCAAUUAAUCGAAUUGAAUCUACGUAGAAACGAUAAUAUUGUAUCGUCUCAGUUUCAAGUUUGGAAACACAAUGUAAACAGUAGCACGGAGGAAUUGUCGCAGCUAAAUAUACCAGAUCCUUGCUAUUACCUUCACAAGAGUCAUAUCGGUUCAGCAGCUAUAAGUUUUUAUCAAGAGCAUGGAUUGGUCAGUAUUUUUUGGAGAAAUUUAAAUAGAGAUAGGCCAAUAAACGGUCAAAGCAUCUUAAUGCUUAUUAUGUAACUUCUCAGAUAGCACAAAAUAUUUAUAAAAUAUUUAUAAAAAGGAAAAAUAUUUAUAAUAAAUUUUGUACAUAUUUUUAUGUCCAAAUUUGCCAGGUAUAAAAAAAAUUAUGAUAAAUAUUUAU
This is a messenger RNA of Monomorium pharaonis (pharaoh ant), 605 nucleotides long. RefSeq lists its product as uncharacterized. The record is from RefSeq and is a predicted model, not a curated record. The transcript is spliced from 2 exons. Lineage: Eukaryota; Metazoa; Arthropoda; Insecta; Hymenoptera; Formicidae. Bases 77 to 481 code for a protein of 134 amino acids.